CACCAAGGAAGAUGUCUUUGUUCACCAGGCCCCACCCCAGACCUACUGAAUCAGACUUGGGGGAGAGGCGGCAAUCUUUUAACGAGCGCUCCAGGUGAUUCUGAUGCCCGCCACAGUUUGAGAACCACUGCUUUGGUGGAAAGAGCUCUCAGUGGGAUCGAGACAGCGAUUAAAAGAAACAACCCCAGGAAGUUCCUGCGCAGCGUUGGAGACGGGGAGACUGUGGAGUUUGAUGUCGUGGAAGGAGAGAAGGGUGCAGAAGCUGCUAAUGUAACUGGGCCUGGGGGGGUGCCAGUGAAGGGUAGCCGCUAUGCCCCCAAUCGACGUAGGUUCCGCCGAUUUAUCCCCCGGCCUCGCCCGGCUGCCCCACCACCCAUGGUGGCAGAGGCUCCAUCAGGUGGGACAGAAGCAUGCAUCGAAGGGGAACGAGCUGAAGACCCUGGGCAGAGGCCCAGACGACGGCGCCCACCGCCCUUCUUCUACCGACGGCGCUUUGUGCGAGGCCCAAGGCCCCCCAACCAGCAGCAGCCUAUAGAGGGCACUGAUGGGGUUGACCCUAAAGAGACAGCCCCAUUGGAGGGGGACCAACAGCAGGGAGAUGAGCGGGUUCCCCCACCCAGAUUCCGGCCCAGAUACCGAAGGCCUUUCCGCCCCAGGCCACCCCAGCAGCCUACCACAGAAGGUGGGGAUGGCAAGACCAAGCCCAGCCAAGGUCCCACUGAUGGUUCCCGGCCUGAGCCCCAGCGCCCACGAAACCGCCCCUACUUCCAGCGGCGACGGCAGCAGCCCCCUGGACCCAGGCAGCCCACAGCCCAGGAGACCUCAGCCCCCAUCAACAGUGGGGACCCCACCACCACCAUCCUGGAGUGAUUCCAACUCAAGGACACCCAGAACUACCAUCUGGUAUCUGCCAGGUUUUCCAACUGACCUGCACCCUACCCAGCACCCCCUCCCCCUUUCCCAUAUUCAUGACAUCAAAACACUGGCUUUUCCCCCUUUUCCAUGAGACUCAGGAGGGCCAAAGCAACAGCUUUUUGCUUUUUUUUCUCUCUCCCCUACCAAGGGUUGAAGGAAGGGAUCCAUCCUUUUUGUUCAGAGGCAUCAACUCCCUCCCCUAAAUCAGGCUGAGAAGGAACCAGCCAGCUCUUACCUCCUCCUGGUUGUUUUUCUUUCCCACCCCAGUUUAUUUUUUGUUUCCCCUCGACCCCCUACCUCUGAAGCCAUUUUAUGAACUGUCAUGUGCCACCUGAGCCUCCAGUAAAAACAAAAACAGGCUU
Myotis brandtii (Brandt's bat) is the source of this 1277-nucleotide messenger RNA. It is a transcript of the gene YBX2, whose product is annotated as Y box binding protein 2. NCBI's taxonomy places the organism in Eukaryota, Metazoa, Chordata, Mammalia, Chiroptera, Vespertilionidae. The record is from RefSeq and is a predicted model, not a curated record. Bases 376 to 870 code for a protein of 164 amino acids. The transcript is spliced from 8 exons.